Nanorana parkeri is the source of this 489-nucleotide messenger RNA. RefSeq names its product Fer3 like bHLH transcription factor (gene FERD3L). The transcript has a single exon. Gene Ontology annotation, biological process: developmental process; regulation of transcription by RNA polymerase II. Gene Ontology annotation, molecular function: RNA polymerase II transcription regulatory region sequence-specific DNA binding; DNA-binding transcription factor activity, RNA polymerase II-specific; protein dimerization activity. Bases 1 to 489 code for a protein of 162 amino acids. The record is from RefSeq and is a predicted model, not a curated record. NCBI's taxonomy places the organism in Eukaryota, Metazoa, Chordata, Amphibia, Anura, Dicroglossidae.
AUGGAGUACAAAGGAGGUGUAACUGAGUCCUCAGUGUUCGGUGCUGAUGUGGAUGUGAUGGCAUUUUCUUACAGGCAAAACCAUCAUCCUAACAACACAAUGGUAUCUUCAUCUCCAGGUCAGGAUGUCUGUGAAAGAUUCUAUGAUUUUGCAUCAUUUGGAGAAGGUGGGAUAUCAUUUAAUGAAAAAAGGUCUCCGCUGACCAGAUUUCACGAUGAAGAAACAGACUGCGAGGAAGAAAGUGAAGGAUGUUCUCCUAUUGGCCGACCAAAGCGAAAACGAGUGAUUACCUAUGCCCAGCGGCAAGCGGCCAACAUUAGGGAGAGAAAGAGAAUGUUCAACCUCAAUGAAGCCUUUGAUAUACUGCGAAAAAAGGUGCCAACAUUUGCAUACGAGAAAAGACUUUCACGAAUCGAAACUCUACGUCUUGCUAUUGUGUACAUCUCUUUCAUGACAGAAUUGCUUAACAGCCCUGGGAAGAAAAAUUAG